Messenger RNA from Fusarium mangiferae, 4809 nucleotides. RefSeq lists its product as uncharacterized. Gene Ontology annotation, molecular function: phosphopantetheine binding; medium-chain fatty acid-CoA ligase activity. The record is from RefSeq and is a predicted model, not a curated record. Gene Ontology annotation, biological process: fatty acid metabolic process. NCBI's taxonomy places the organism in Eukaryota, Fungi, Ascomycota, Sordariomycetes, Hypocreales, Nectriaceae. Bases 1 to 4809 code for a protein of 1602 amino acids. The transcript has 4 exons.
AUGAGUGUGCCGUGCUUGUUGCGGGAGCUUUGUGAGCUGCCGCCAAUGGCGGUCAAGCAGAGUCAACAGUUCAAGUCCCUUGUAGCACUGAACCCAGACAAAGCUGAUCUAUUGACUGCCAUACCAACAGCCCAACAACAUUCUAUAUCCUCCCUCUACACUUUAUGCCAUCUCCUUAAGAAACUACCUGGUCCAUGGCCAGUCUUCCAACUCAUCAAGACUUACACAAGACUCUACACCCAACUCCCAGAAGAUGCCAAGACCAACAGCACUCACGAGCUUUCGUGCCUAAUCAAGCAAGCUUCAGCGCUAGUUAGGAGCUCGUAUACAUCCUUUGCGCAGUUCAUUGGCCACGAUGACAAGCCAGCCCUACGAGCCCCCACAGAUGAGGAUGUCAUCACCCAUCGCGAACUACGACAAUUCGUGGACAGCUUCCAACUUCCUGUUGAUGCAUGCAUCAAGAGACCUGUUGUUUCCAUCGCGUUACCAAACGGUCCGUUACUCGCAGCAACUUGCAUCGCUGUUACGACUUACUACACCGCAUCGCCAAUCAACCCCGCUGCAGCAGUAGAACAAUUCCGAGCAGACAUUCUUCAAGCGCGAGCUGACUUUAUCCUCACAACGAAGGAUGAGUACGAGAAACUACAGUUCGAUGCUAGCUGGGUAUCAGAUAACAAAAUCAAGAUCUUCAUCAUGGACUGGACUCGAGAUGAGGGCAUUUCGCUAAGGACAGUCGAUGGAGAAGCUAUCCCCACUGGCAGCGCUGAACGAGUCGCUAACAAGGCUGAUGACAUUGGGCUGAUCCUCUUCACAAGUGGAACAUCGGGUACCAAGAAGGUAGUCCCACUGACAGUGCACUCUAUCAUUGCCGGCGUCGCUUUCGUCAUUGAGUCGUGGGGUCUCACGGCUGAAGACAUCUGUCUGAACAUGAUGCCGCUCUACCACCCAACAUGGUACUACGCUUCACCGUCUAUGCACUCUAUCAUCAUCGCAGAGGCAGCAGCGCGACCAGAAGCUUUGCGAAAAAGUCGGAUACGAUUGGCUUGUAACGCUGCUGGGGGUUUACUACCUUCUUUGGCGUAUCAACUGAGGGACACGUUCAACUGUAUUGUCUUACCAAGCUAUGGAAUGACAGAGUGCAUGCCAAUUUCCAUACCUCCACUAGAUUAUCGUCUUGAUCCCGAAGGUACAUCAGGUAUCAGCACCGGCCCCGAACUCACCAUCCUCGACUGGUCUGAACAAGUCGUCACAAACGGCACAGUCGGUCGCAUCUGCGUUCGCGGCGAACCUGUCUUCCCUGGAUAUCUCAAACCCGAUGGUACAUACGACAAGUCGCCCUUUAACGAGGCUGGCUGGUUCGAUACCGGUGAUCUUGGAUACAUGGACGACGAUGGCUAUCUUUACAUCACUGGUCGUAGUAAAGAGGUCAUCAACCGUGGUGGAGAGUUGAUAUCUCCAUUUGAGGUUGAGAAUACCAUCAUGACGGCUUCGAGAGAGAGUGACUCGCCCAUCUACGGGAGGGUUUCACAGGCUUUGGCGUUUUCAGCAUCGCAUGCUGUUCUUCAAGAAGUCGUCGCUAUUGUCCUCGUCACACCUCCCGAUACUCCACGUGUUGAUCUGAGGACUCUUCAUGGCGCGUUGAAGUCUUCUCUUCAGCAGGCAAAGUGGCCCGUCUCAAUCACUUACAUGGAAGACCUUCCAAAGAACAACAACAAGGUUCUACGUAUCAAACUUGGUCAAAGACUCGGCCUUCCUUCUGUUACUGAUGACACGCCUUAUAUGGGUAGGCAUUGGGAUGCAGUUUGUCCUCCAGCUGAUACGCCCUUGUCGGAGCCUAUCCAAUGCUUGCCUUGCUCUGUUGACUAUACUAAGCUUACGGCUCAUAUCCAGAAAGUCGCUCCAGACAUGGAUGUCUUCUGCCUUCCUAGCACACAUGAUGGUUCUCCAGAAGCGGUUCUUGCGCCCAAGGUUGAAAGUACUGUUGACUCUGAGGUUCUUGUUGACAUUCGACAACAAUUGAUCUUAGUCAUCGACAACUACAUGAUCCCUACCGAGAUUCACAUCAUGCCUCACCCAUUCCACAAAGACACAUCCGGAAACAUCAACGUCGAAGUACUCCGCGCAGAACUUGAGCAACUUCAAAUGGCUUCUAUGAACGAACUAGCUGCCAGCACAGAAGGACUCGUCACCAAAGCCUUUGCCGAAGUCCUAUCGCUCCCACCCGCAGACAUUCCCCGCGACGUAGACUUCUUUAGUCUCGGUGGUGACUCCCUUCGCGCCGGUCGUCUUCUCUCAAUGCUUCGUACCGAGUUCAGCAUUAGUCUCCCCAUCACAGCAGUCUUCAACGGCGGCACUGUUACUUCCAUCGCUGCACGAACCCAAGGCUGUUGUCGGAUGUACCGAGACUUGCAGUUCCACCAACCCCUUCCUCAUGAUCCUUCAACUCUUCCCCUCGUGAUAUUCUACCCCCCCCGCCGCGCCGUCCAAUGGACUAUCUUCUUCGUAACACUCGCGCACUCCCAGAAACUCCCCACCAAUCACUCCCUCCCCGGCCGUUUUCUCAACCUCACCGUCUCCAUGCUCACCGCCCGUAUCAUCAUGGGCUUUGUAUCACCCAUCAUUGGCAUCAUCUGCAAAUGGCUCAUCAUCGGCCGCUAUCGCGAAGGACUAUACCCCAUGUGGGGAAUGUAUCAUACCCGAUGGUGGCUUGUACAAAAGAUUGUUGCUAUCUGCGGCAAGGGCUUCUUUGAUGCGAAUGAGAUGACGGAGAGGAUUUACUGUCGGCUUAUGGGGGCCAAGAUUGGCAGGAAUGUCAAGAUUGAGGGUGCGGUGAUUGGGGAGUGGGAUUUGAUUGACAUUGGGGAUGAUUGUAAUCUCACAAAGUGCAUCUGUCGACCUUUUGCGGCUGAGGGGAACACGUCGAUGUACCUUGGUCGCAUCGCCGUUGGAAGCAACUGCUCUGUUGGGAUGUCUUCCAUCAUUGCGCCUGGAACGACAAUGCCACCUGAUACAUGCCUAGGCUUCAACUCAUCGAGCUGGGAGAUGCAAGACGCGAGCGAGGAGUACAGGGACCAACUUCCAAGCGAGAAGCCCAAGCCUCACUGGGUGUUGAACCUGCUCUUCACUAUGCCACUGAAACUCAUCGGUCUAUUCCUCUCGGCAGUUCCUUGGAUGGCCGGUCUUGUCGGUAUGGUAACUACACAGGGUCAAAAGGUUAACCACAAGGCUCCAUUGAGAAGCAGCGUGGACUGGUUCACUCAACCAAACCAAAUCGCCUACCAUUACCUCGCUCUUGCUCUCGGAUGCCUUUUCGGUCCGUUCUUCCUCUUCGGGUUUGUCAUCUUGAUCAAGUCUACUCUGGACUGCUUCCUUGGAAAGCUCAAAGCCAAUUCGCGAUCGACGGUGGAUAUCUGGAGAGCGCACUUGACCAAGACGCUUUUGCCGGAGGGGAAGCUUCAUCGGAUGACUUCUUUGUUUGGGCAGCAUUACGAGGCUACGUCUAUUGCGUUAAGAAUGUUGGGUGCCAAGAUUGGUGAGCGUGUGUACUGGCCUGGUACUGGUCCUAGUAUCGGCGACUACCAUCUCAUUGACGUUGGUAACGAUGUAGUCUUUGGCUCACGUUCUCAUCUCGUCACUUCUGAUGGGAUCGGGUCUGAGAAGGUCACCAUCCAAGACCGCGCCAUGAUCGCUGAUCGUGUUUGUCUUCUCCCUGGUGUCACAGUCGGUGAGCGUACUACCAUGGGAUCUGGUGCCUUGACCAAGCGAAAUGGCAACUAUGUCUCUGACGGGACCUAUGUCGGCUCCAAGGCAGGCGAUGCAGUCUGUUUGUCAACCGGUAGUGACAUCAAAGUCUCUCGCUCUCAUAUCCGCAACAUGCAGUCAGAGGAUACCCUCACCAAUGACAAGAAGUUCAACGACGAGAAGGACCGUCCUGAUACACAGCCCAGCAUCACAUCUGAAAGUGGCACUGAGGGCAGUGAAGGCAAAGAUGACUGGGCACAGCAUCUCUCUCCAUUCGGUCGAGCCUUCUACCUCAAGCUAGCACCUUACCAUGUCCUAGGUCCCUUCGCAAUAUUCCUCUACUCUGCCUUCUUCACCGUCUUCACCGCUGUGUACUGGGAUGUUCCCAGCGUUUCAUCCAUUCAAUUCGUGGGUAUCAUGUUCCGAAGCUCUUUUCCCCGUGGCAUGAACGUCUGGUUUGACCUUGUCGCUAUCUUCCUAACCAUGCUGGCUGGUAUCGCUGUCCUCUCCACGACCCAAUCCGUUCUUGCGUUGGCAAUUAUCAUUGGAUCAAAGUGGCUACUCAUGGGCCGUCGCAAGGCUGGUAACUACGAUUGGGACAAGUCUCCGUACUGCCAGCGCUGGCAGAUCUUUCUCGGCAUUGAGCGCCUUCGCCGACAAUGCUACAAAGGGAAUGGUAUUCUGAACCUCCUCACGGGGACUCACUGGAUGGUCAUUUACUUCAAGCUCAUGGGUGCCAAGAUUGGCAAAGACUGCGCACUCUUCGUCAACGGUACCCCGAGCCUCAUGUUUACUGAACCGGAUCUUAUCACCCUUGGUGAUCGUGUUGUCAUUGAUGAUGCCAGCGUUGUCGCACACAUCAACACACGUGGCAAGUUCGACUUGAACAAGGUUGAGAUUGGCGACAGAUGUGUACUCCGAACAGGAAGUCGACUUUUGAGUGGUGCGCAGAUGAAGAGUGAUAGCUGCUUGCUGGAACAUACCCUUAUCAUGGGUGGCGAUGUUGUGGAGGAGAGGAGGACAAUGCAGGGUUGGCCGGCGGAGGAGUUUAGCGGAAAACGGAUUUGA